Molecule: messenger RNA, 2136 nt
Organism: Penicillium paradoxum
Lineage: Eukaryota; Fungi; Ascomycota; Eurotiomycetes; Eurotiales; Aspergillaceae
Exons: 6
Coding region: 1-2136 (711 amino acids)
Biological process (GO): DNA-templated transcription; regulation of DNA-templated transcription
Molecular function (GO): zinc ion binding; DNA-binding transcription factor activity, RNA polymerase II-specific; DNA binding
Source: RefSeq, a predicted model, not a curated record
AUGAGCGAGCAAUACCGCCAGCUCGCACCAGGUCCCUCGCCCUCUUCGGACGAUCAUGACCAUGACCAUGACCUCAGAUCCGACAAUGGGAGUCCCCCUGCCGAAGGGAAAUCCUCUGGAACAUGGAAGAAGAGGGUUUCCACUGCCUGUCUAGCUUGUAAGAAGUCAAAGAGGAAGUGCUCCGGCACAUCCCCCUGCGCAAACUGCCAAACCUUCAAAAGAGUCUGCAUCUUCGACGAAUCCCUCGACCAACGCCGCCGCGUCGCCGCAAAACGCACAGCAGACGAACUCUCCUACCACCGCGACCUCCUCUCCGACCUCUUCAGACUCAUCCGCGAAGCAAACGAAUCCCACGCUCUCCACCUCCUGACCAUCAUCCGCCACAAUGCACCGCCCGACGAAAUCCGCGCUUAUAUCAAUGAGACCCUUGCCGACCUCACAUCCCCGAAAAAGGAAUCCUCGUCGUCGAUUUCCACGCAGGAAACCGUCGCCAAGCUGGAGGAUAUGCGUCAGCUGAUCAAUGUCGAGGGCGCCAGUCCGGCGUUCAGGAGCAAGGUGAUGGAUAUUCAUUAUCUAUGCGAUGAGGCGCCUUGUUCGGUUCCUGCGUGGCCGUGGACGAGUGUUACCGCGGACGCGGAUUUGGUGUCGUAUUUGAUAUCAUUGUAUUUUGCGUGGGAUUGGCCGUUUAAUGCAUUUUUGGAUAAGGAGGUCUUUUUGAGACAUAUGGAGAGGGGAGUGCUGGGGUCGGAGUUUUGUAGCCCGUUUUUGGUCAAUGCGGUGCUCAGUAAUGCUUGUUACUUCUCGGAGUUCUCUGAGGCUUAUGUUGUGCCUGGGGAUAUCUCUUCCAAGGGAAGUGAUUUUCUUGCUGAGGCGGAGAGGUUGAAGGAUGAGGCGCCUUCGCAGCCUAGUCUGGCUGGGUUGCAGGGCACGUUGUUGAUGUAUGAGAGAUAUGCCAUGUCCCGCGAAGAUGACCUGGGAUAUAUCAUGCUGCACCAGGCUAUUCGAAUUGGCGAGGCCCUAGGUCUCGUCGGCAGCACGGGUCCGAAGAUGGCAUCCGCUGGGCUAUCCCAGGACAUGGAUAUCUCGUGCAAGCGCACUGCCUGGGGUCUGUUCAAUGUCGACACAAUGGUCCAUACAGGCUUCCUCCGCCCUAGUCUUAUUGACCACGUCAACAUGGCUCGUCUGGAUGUCAAUCAAUCUGAAGAUCAGACCCUCUGGAGACCAUAUCCAACCCAUCGCAACCCACGCCCAUCAUUCUUCAGCCAGUACUUCGAUGAAGCCUGCAACUUGUCAACAAUCGCCCGCGAUAUCUCGCGCAGCAUGUUCGCCAACCACCGAAGCAGUACUGCUUUGGGCCCAAUCCAGCGUCAAAGCCGUGAAGAGCUAUAUGAUAGUCUUCGUCGCUGGCAUGAACUUCUCCCAGAAGACUUCGACGUCCGAUACAGACCAGCACCGCACAUCAUCCUCCUAAAAAUGCGCUACCACACCCUCACCAUCAACCUCUUCAGCUGCAUCUCCGGAGAUGAAGUCCCACCCACAACCUUCGAACCCAAAACCCCCGAAAGCCCACCCCGCCACACUCCAGAAACCAAAUACAACGCCUGGGAAGUAACCCAAUCCGCAGCCCGCGGCAUCGCCGCCCUAACCCGUCUGCACCGGCGCGAGUACGGCGUCAGUCGCGCGCACCACUUCGCCAUGUACGCGAUCAACCUGGCACUGUUCACAUUGAUGGAGCCGGAAUCCUUCGACGUGCUCGAUGAAGAUUUCCUCACGCUUGCGAGCGCGUUUUCGAUCAUCGCGAGUCGCUCGGCGCUGGGUCGGAAUCUGUUUCAUAUUUUCCGGCAGUCGGUGCGCGGGAAGGCGCAGGGGAGUCGCAUUCGAGAUGCUGUCGCUGUACCCGACGAAUUGAAGGAUUUGGUUGAUGAGGGAUCCGCGGCGAGGGGGUGUAUUCGGUUUGAUGAGUAUGCGGAUGGGUUGGAGAAGUUGAAUCAGAAGGAGAAGUAUCAUGGGAUUGGGGGACAGGGAUUGCAGGAUUAUCCUGGGCUCGGGCUUUCGGAUAUGCUGGAUCGAUAUGAGAGUCUUAGUUUGGGGAAGGAUGAUGUUCUGGUUGAGAGGUAUCGCCCCGUUGGAUGUUGA